Messenger RNA from Pipistrellus nathusii (Nathusius's pipistrelle), 1266 nucleotides. NCBI's taxonomy places the organism in Eukaryota, Metazoa, Chordata, Mammalia, Chiroptera, Vespertilionidae. The record is from the annotation of a GenBank genome assembly.
AUGCCCUUCCUGCACGGCUUCCGCAGGAUCAUCUUCGAGUACCAGCCGCUGGUGGACGCCAUCCUGGGCUCCCUGGGCGUGCAGGACCCCGAGCGCCCGGAGCCGCUGGCGGGGCCCGGGUACGUGCCCAGCGAGGAGAGCCGGCUGCUGGUGCUCACGGAGCUGCUGGAGAGGAAGGCCCACUCCCCGUUCUACCAGGAAGGCGUGAGCAACGCGCUGCUCAAGAUGGCCGAGCUGGGGCUCACCCAGGCGGCCGACGUCCUCCUGCGCCAUGGCGCCAACCUGCACUUUGAAGACCCGGUCACCUACUACACGGCCCUGCACAUCGCGGUCCUGCGAAACCAGCCUGACAUGGUGGAGCUGCUGGUGCGCCACGGGGCCGACAUCAAUCGCCGGGACCGGAUCCACGAGAGCAGCCCCCUGGACCUGGCCAGCGAGGAGCCGGAGCGCCUGCCCUGCCUGCAGCGCCUCCUGGACCUUGGGGCAGACGUCAAUGCAGCCGACAAGCAUGGGAAGACUGCCCUGCUCCACGCGCUGGCCAGCAGCGACGGCGUGCAGAUCCACAACACCGAGAACAUCCGGCUGCUGCUGGAGGGAGGGGCAGACGUGAGGUCGACCACCAAAGACGGGGACACGGUGUUCACCUGCAUCAUCUUCCUGCUGGGCGAGACGGUGGGUGGAGACAAAGAGGAAGCCCAGAUGAUCAACCGCUUCUGCUUCCAAGUCACGCAGCUGCUGCUGGCCCACGGGGCCGACCCCAGCGAGUGCCCCGCCCACGAGUCGCUCACGCACAUCUGCCUCAAGAGCUUCCAAGUGCACUUCCCCCUCCUGCGCUUCCUGCUCGAGUCCGGGGCUGCCUAUAACUGCUCCCUCCACGGAGCGUCCUGCUGGUCCGGCUUCCACGUCGUCUUCGACCGGCUCUGCUCGCACCCGGGCUGUGCCGAGGACGAGAGCCACGGGGACCUCCUGCGCAAAGCCGAGACCGUCCUGGACCUCAUGGUGACCAACUCCCAGAAGCUGCAGCUGCCGGAGAACUUUGACAUCCACCCGGUGGGCAGCCUGGCAGAGAAGAUCCGGGCCCUCCACGCCUCCCUGAGGCAGCUGGAGAGCUACCCCCCGCCCCUCAAGCACCUGUGUCGCGUCCACAUCCGGCUCCACCUGCAGCCGUGGCCCGUGGAUGCGAAGGUGCAGGCGCUGCCUCUGCCCGACAGGCUGAAGUGGUACCUCCUCAGCGAGCACAGCAGUCCCGUGGAGGCGGACAUCUGA